UGACCUGGGGGCCACGGACGAGAUGCUGGCCUUCAAGGACGAGGGCGAGCAGGAGGAGAAGAUCCCGGAGCACGCCUUCACCGAGCGCGACCUGGCCGACCUCAAGUCCUCGCUGGUGAACGAGUCGGAGGGCGGCGGGCAGGCGGCCGGGGCCGAGGCGAUCCGGCGCGCGCAGGAUCCGCAGAGGGUUUAUCAGGACAAGCUCCCGGAGCCCAUGGAAGAUGGUAUCAAGCAUCAGGACACAGGGAUGUACAAAGGAUCUGCUUAUUCUAGCUACCCUUUUCUAAUGCUCCCAGACCCAUACCUGCCAAAUGGAUCUAUGUCACCUUUGUCUAACAAAGUUCCUGUGGUACAGCCGUCCCAUGGCGUCCAUCCGCUCACCCCACUCAUUCCAUACAGCAACGAGCAUUUCAGCCACGGCUCCCACUCACCACACUUGCCAGCUGAUAUCAACCAGAAACAAGGUGUACACCGUCCGUCCCAAACCUCAGAGAUCCCUGGCUUCUACUCCCUCCCUCCUGGUGGGGUUGGACAGAUUACACCUUCCAUGGGCUGGUUUACACACCCUCUGAUGCUGAGCUCUGGAAUGCACACCACCGGCAUCCCUCAUCCAGCCAUAGUGCCCCACUCUGGAAAACAGGAAAUGGAGCAUUAUGACCGGAACAUGAAACCCCAACCAGAACCAAAGAGAGAGAAGGAAGCCAAGAAGCCAACUAUCAAGAAGCCCCUGAAUGCUUUCAUGUUGUAUAUGAAAGAGAUGCGGGCAAAAGUCAUUGCCGAGUGCACCCUGAAAGAAAGUGCAGCUAUCAACCAGAUUUUAGGAAGGAGGUGGCAUGCACUGUCACGGGAGGAGCAGGCCAAGUACUAUGAACUGGCUCGGAAGGAACGGCAACUUCACAUGCAGCUCUACCCAGGCUGGUCCGCAAGAGAUAACUAUUCUUCAGGCUCUUCAGCCCAUGAACACACACAGGUUUGCUCAGGGCCUCUGGAAUUCUGCAGCACUUCAGGGCCUGUUUCAGCAGCAAGGGGAAAAAAGAAAAGACGGACAAGAGAAAAGCAGCAAGACUCCAGCUCAGAUCCCGCCUCUCCUAAGAAAUGCAGAGCUCGCUUUGGCCUCAACCAACAAACGGACUGGUGCGGCCCGUGCAGGAGGAAAAAGAAGUGCAUUCGGUACCUACAAGGAGAAGGACGCUGUGCCAGCCCAGUUUCUUCCGAUGGAAGUGCUAUAGACUCCCCUCCCUCUCCUCUGGAUGCCCUCCAGUGCAUAUCUUCUGCUUUUACUUCAGACAAGCUUGCUACUACCCCUGCUGAUUUCACCCAGAGAGAACAAACCAACCCCUUCCCUAUCUCUGUUCACAUCAAAACUGCUACCCCCUCACCCAGACUGACCUCAAGGUGCUCAUCUAUGCCUCAUACGUCAGUAGCAUCCAGUGAAUCCUCAGAGUACAGCCUGGCCUCAACAGGAACAUAGUAUCACGCUCCAAGUUAAACACUUACUAAUGCAUUGGGCACUUUGCUUUCACCACAUGGUUUUGCUGCCCAUUGAAAUAGACUGGAGGCCCAUCCAAACAAUUCAUCAUGCCAUUAGACUGCCUUUUCAAAGUCAAGGGACAACAGUAUCCCAUGCCUCCAAAUAAUCAAGGAUGCUGCAAUGUUCAGUGUUUCGCUCAGUAAAAAGGUAGGAAUACUCACCAAGAUUAAAAGCACCAAUCAGCAAAUGAACCUUUUCUCCCCACCCUGAGCUUCAUUUUUACUGCAUCAUCUACUAAUGUAGCAGAAAGCAAAAUCUAAUUCCCUAGCUUGCUGCAGUAGAUGGUAUGUGCUAUUUACCUUAAGCACUGGUUUCCUUUUCAUGCUGCCCAAACUGCUUUGAAUUGUAGUCAGUCACAAAUCUCUUGUAGCUAUCAUAUCAGGCAGCUGGAAAAGCUGGAACAGGAGCAUUUUUUUUCCUUAAAGUCCACCUUUCUGAGAUUAAAUGUAGCGAAGCUAGGUUUUAAUACAAUUGGCUUAUAAGAAAAGGUGGAUUAUUUAAAAGAAUGAAGUGAAUAUUAUUGUUAAACUUUUUGUCUGAGAACAGGAAUCGUUGUUUACAGGUAACAGCUGUCGGUGCCAGCAUGUCAAGUUCCAUUAGCAUGUGGAAUGGUAGAUGAAGGGCGAGAGAGGAUGCACCAGGUAGUCCAGGAAGCUUGAACUGGCCGCUUCAAGAUCCAACUGUGGGGUGUUCUUUUGUUCUGAAAUACUAUAGCAGUGCAUCAGUCAAGUGUAGCUUUCUCAUUGCUGCCCAGGUUGUUCAUUAUAAACAAAGUUUCUAAAAUAGAGCUUGAAAACACUCAAACAUGCCACCUCUUUGCAACGAAAGCCCUGCUAUUGUUAAUCAAAAUAUGCAGCAGGGUGCAUGAGGACAUUAAAAUACCAGUGCAAGUGCAUGCACAGAUACCAAGUCAGACACACAGCAUGACAUUUGCAUUGAGAGGCGAUUCACAAGGCACCCAUGUGUUUGUCACAAGCAAGAGGUGGGGCUAGAAAGUAGACAUAUGCUUCAUUCAACAAUGCUCUUCAUGCUCAUGAAACUUAGCUCCACACUUCAUUUGCCUCUCCCUCCUAGCAGGUAGGGGGACAUAAAGAGUGGCAGCAGUCUCACUGAUGCAGGGCCUGGAUCUCCUAUAUUCUCCAGCAGCCACUGCUCUGCAUCUUAGACACCACUCUUCACCUUAUCCAGUCUAAAAGCAAACCCCAAAAGCAGGUUUGAUGAGCUGGUGCACAGCUUUUAGCAUGCACUGUACAUUUUAUUAAAAAUUUCUAAUGUCUACUCACCUUCCCAACUGUCAAGUGUCAAUACAUUCUCAAGAACAUCUAAGGUUUUCUGCUAUUUUAUUUAUAAUUUUAAGCUUGACAAAUGGAAAAAAAAAACCAUAGCAACCCUGCUAUAGCAAUAUAAAUGCAUUCCUUGGAGUUCCUCUAGGCCUACACUGUGCUCAUUGAGAUCAAAAUCAAGCCUCCUAUUUUGAAAACAUCCUAGACUGAUGAGGAGAGGAGCAACAACACAUUAAGGCAUCUAUUUUUUCUAGAAAAGACUAUACAAAUUAAUGAAGUAUUAAUAUUAUUACAGUAUUGCAAGAAAUUUAAAAAGGACCUUUUUAACUACAAAAUAUUUUUGUAUCUUUUUCAUAAGGCACCACCACAAAAAUCUACUGUUCUUACAUUGCAAACUUGUUUUCAAUAGCUUUCUGUAUCGAAGGCUGAAAGUUACAAUGGUGUGUUGUGUAGAGCAGCAGUUAUUGGGAUUUUCCCCAUUUUAGUCCCUUUCACCUGAAGUUCCUUUAGAACAAUGGUGCUCAAUCUUUCCAUCCAGUGGGCCAGAUGAGCAAUGCCCAGUUCCUCCAUGGCUGGGUGAAGAGAGAGGGAGAAAGAGGGAGUGCAGUCCAAUGCUGUGGAGGAAGAGGGGAGGGGGUCAUGGCCCAGUCCCAAACCUGGCCAAGUAGAGAGAGGGAAGAAGGCAUGGCUCAGACUGGCAGGGGGCAGAGGUGGCCUGAUCCCAACCCAGAUGGACAGAGGGAGGGGAGGGAUGUGGCCCAGCUCCAACCCACUGCACAGGGCUUAGGAUUUCAGUAGUAGAAACUGACACCGCGCCCUUGCUGUCAACUUUUCCCCCCCUUCAGAAACCCUCAAGACCAGAUCUGGCACACAGGCCAGAGGCUGAGCACCCCUGCUGUAAAAUGAUGGGGGGAGGGAUGGUCAGGAAUUAUCCAUGCAAACUUUUGCUAGAAGAUGUAAAGCUACUGCUGUAUUCCUUUUGUUGUGUACAGACCAUAAUCCCAGAAGCAUGCACACAUUUGAAAGAGUUUAUGUAACCAUCAGACCAUUAGCAUAAUCUGCAUUGAAAGCCAAACAUACUUUAAACACCUGUGCUAAUCCCAGUCAGAAGGAUUAAUUCUGCAGCAUUUGAUCAAUAUUCGGUUUGCUAGCAAUGAUUGCCAGGCAGUUCAGGAGACAGCACAGUAUAGUGGUUAAAGCAAGGGACUAGGAAAGGUUUAUCCCCAGCUCUCUAGUUGACUCUGAACUCAGUCAGGUUUCCCCAGUGUAAGGUGAAAGUAUCUUUCCUGUUUGACAUCAAGUGCUGGAGAAGGUCAAGCUACAUUACUACUGUGACAACAGUUGUGUAAGCUAGUACAAGCAAGUAAAAAAAAACAAAAACACAAAAACAAAAAAACCACACAGUGUAACAACUUAUGUUCUGUGGUUGUAUAAAACAAAUGCAACUUCAAACCUCUCACAGGAAGUGCCCAAAAGCAAAAGCAGAUAUAGCUAACCUGUGGAUGUUAUGGGGGAAAGAGUCCUGCAGCAGCACAAGUACCAUUAGUCCAAAGUUUGGCCACUGGAGUAAACUGGAACAGCUACCACUGCAUGUAGAGGUCACUGGGAGUUGCAUCUGUUUAAUUUAAUUUAAGCCCAACUCUGGCCCAGAAGCACUUGGAGCGUCUGCCAUGGCAGAGGGAUAAAGUGGAAAAAGGGCUGUUUUAUAUCCCAACUUCUGUUCUCAAUUGCUUUUUAUUUGUUCAGUCUGUUGUAGAAUUUGCCAAGUGGGUCCUUGGCUUAAACACACCUAUUUUCCAGGCAUAGCUUUUCCUCCAAGUGAGGCAUUUGCACACCCAUGGAACCAGGGCCAGUUAUACCCAUUCACUGACUGAUGUACACUACUAUUAGAAGGGCUUAGAUCACAUAGUCUUGUUCUGGUUUGAUGCAGAACAUAAAAUUUGCCCUGCUCUUAGUUAUUACUUCUCCAGACCCCAGUGCUUCUAGACUCUCAAGCUACGGCAGCAUGAAAGUAGUCUUCUGCCUUUAUUGCCAACUCCUGUUUAUACUGAUUUAACUGAGAGCAUCAUUUGAUUUUUUUUUUUUUUUUAAACCGAGAAGCGAAAGACCUUCAGGGGCCUUUUGUACACCAACAUAUGUAUAAAUACACAUUUUAACAUCCUAUAGGUGUUAUUACACAAACAGAAACCAAAAGAGAAAAUACCAAAAAAGUAUGUCUUUAGAACCGAUACAUAAAGUGUUACUUACUUUCUGUUUUUUCUUUUUAAAAUAGAACUUUGCCCUUAAGUUUUUACUGCAGCAAUAUUUUUAGUUCUUAAACAGCAAGUUCACUCCAUUUAAUUAUACAUUCAAUAUCCUGAAACCUGUUUGAAUGUAAAAGUCAUGGCAAUACCACUUCAUUAAAACAAGUAAAACCACUAUGUAUGUAGCAGGGAUAAAUGUUUUGCAGCUGUACUUUCAUUUGUCCAACAACUUAUCCAUCAUUUGUUGUAUUUUUUUUUUUUAUUUUUGAGUUUGUAUUUUUUGGCUUUCAUGUUCAAAAUAUGUUUAUAGCUUUAUAAAUAAAAUAAUCUGCCAGGAUGGCCAUUCAGGAUGAGCCACUGGAGAUUAUAAUCCUA
Alligator sinensis (Chinese alligator) is the source of this 5432-nucleotide messenger RNA. RefSeq names its product transcription factor 7 (gene TCF7). Gene Ontology annotation, molecular function: RNA polymerase II cis-regulatory region sequence-specific DNA binding; DNA-binding transcription factor activity, RNA polymerase II-specific. Bases 23 to 1471 code for a protein of 482 amino acids. Gene Ontology annotation, biological process: canonical Wnt signaling pathway; regulation of transcription by RNA polymerase II. NCBI's taxonomy places the organism in Eukaryota, Metazoa, Chordata, Crocodylia, Alligatoridae. Gene Ontology annotation, cellular component: beta-catenin-TCF complex. The transcript has 12 exons. The record is from RefSeq and is a predicted model, not a curated record.